This is a messenger RNA of Perkinsus marinus ATCC 50983, 1641 nucleotides long. RefSeq names its product DNAJ domain protein, putative. Gene Ontology annotation, molecular function: ATP binding; Hsp70 protein binding. The coding region runs from base 1 to 1524 and encodes 507 amino acids. Lineage: Eukaryota; Perkinsozoa; Perkinsida; Perkinsidae. Gene Ontology annotation, cellular component: cytoplasm. Gene Ontology annotation, biological process: response to heat; protein refolding. The record is from RefSeq and is a predicted model, not a curated record. The transcript is spliced from 7 exons.
AUGAGCAGUGCUGAUCAGAAAAGGAUGUAUCAAACGCGACGGAAAACAGUCGAUAAUAAUGCGUAUUACAAACUACUGGGAUUGAGUCGUGAUGCUUCCGAAAGCGAUGUCAAAAAGGCGUAUAAAAAGAUGGCUUUCAAAUACCACCCGGACAGACCGGAAGGAGAUGCUGAAAAAUUCAAGGAAAUUUCAGAAGCUUACGAAGUCCUCAGCGAUGCGGAUAAGCGACGUAUUUACGACCAGUACGGUGAGGAGGGGCUGAACGGCGGUGGCCCUUCUCCUGAUCCGUUUGAUCUAUUCGCACAGAUGUUUGGAGGCGCUGCUGGUGGUGGUGGGCGUAGACCGCAUUAUGGUGGACAAGAGCAAGUUUUAAGAAAAACACCAGAUGUUACUUAUGCGAUGCCAGUGACACUAGAGCAGCUUUAUAAAGGGUUUACUCAGCGGGUUAAACAUGUUCGGGAGAAGAAGUGUACUUCUUGUGACGGUUUCGGCGCGCACAGGUUCGAUCCCUGCACUCGGUGCGAUGGUACUGGAAUUGUUGUUGAAACUCGACAAAUGGGAUAUACUUUAUUUCAACAGCAAUCACCUUGUCCAGCAUGCAAAGGGGAGGGGUGUAAGAUACCUAAAGAUGCGCUUUGUAAGGCUUGCAACGGCAAGGGGUAUACAAAAGAGGAGGAAAUUUUAACGGUUAGUGUUCCUCCUGGUGUUGAAGAUUAUCAUACUAUCACCUUCCCUGGUAAAGCAUCUGAGAGAGUCCAACAUCAAACUGGUGAUGUUGUUAUUACUCUUGUGCCGUCCACAUCAUCAUCAUCAUCACCUUCGCAGUUUGCGCAUAGACUCUCUCACGAUUUGGUUUUGGACAGAAGCAUUACAUUGGCUGAGGCUCUGUGUGGUUUCUCAUUCCCUUUGAGGCACCUAGAUGGUAAUUCAUAUGAGGUUGAGAGUAAUGAUAGUAGAGCUGUGGUCCGUCCUGGUGAUAUGUGGAUCUUGAAGGGCAUGGGGAUGCCUGUACCUGCUAAUGCUGCUGUUGAUAAUAAGCGGGGCAAAUAUGGAGAUAUGUACAUCCGCUUCAACGUUGCAUUUCCAACAGCGUUAUCGGAUAUUCCUCAAGACGAUCGGAUCAGAAUUAAGGAGAGUAUAGCAAAUACACUACCAAAAGUUGAGGAGGAAAAUGUGAAGACUCCGGAAAAUGCUGGGGAGAGCGGUAGUAAAAGUAUCAUCGAAUCGGUGAAAAGUUGGUUCAAUUCGAAAACGGGUGAUGAUGAAAAUGGGGAUAAUAAUAAUACUACUGGUAGUAGUGAUUCUACUAAAAAAGAAGAAACGAAAACUGCAGAGGAAAAAGUACAGAAAAAACGUCCUGGGAAGAAGUCUCAUACGUUGUAUGCCCAACGGUUGAGUAAUACUGAGAGUGAAGUCUUGAAGAAGCGAAUUGAAAAUGAGGAGAGGCGAUCAAAAGAAAGAGAAGCGAAUUACAAAAGGAGAGGACACGACGAUGGUGGUAACCCUCAGUGUCAUCAACAAUGAUGGUGAUUAGUUUUUUCGUGGUUGUUUCUGUGUAGGUUUCCGUUGAAAUUAUUGUUCUCUCUCUUUUAUGGUCGUUAUACUCAACACCGAUUCACACUAUUGAUGAUACCGGUACUG